UGGAUGGAUUGGCAAUAUCGAAUUAAUUCAAUGAAAAUGAAUCAAGUAGGAAUUAAAUAUUGGACCUAUACAACAUCACCUGUGCAUACAGGUGUCUACUAGUAGUGCUAAUUUCUUUCACUAAGACAUUGAAAAUGAAUAGGAUACAAAUGAAACAUUUCCAUUGGAAAUAGGUAUAGGAUGUAAAUGUGCGUUUGUUUGGCUUGACCACCUCCUUUGUAAUUAUUUGAAUAGACUUUCUUUUGUUACAAUCCACUGUUAUUCCGCUCAUUUUCUAUUCUGAGAGAAUCAUUCCAUUUUUUCGUAUAAAAGCACGACCAUUAGCAAUGAAUUGAUCCAUCAAACGAAACAAACAAAUCCACAAUUCGAACAAUUCGUUCCAAAGCAAAACCAAACUCAAAACUAGCCAAAAUGAAAUUCUUGAUCGCUUUCGCUGCCCUUAUCGCCGUCGCUGCUGCUGUUCCAUAUGCUCCAUUGGUCAGCUAUUCGACUCCAAUCAUCACCAAAUCAUAUGCUGUCGCACCAAUCGUUAAAAGCUAUGCUGCCCCGAUCGUUGCCGCACCAAUCUACAAAAGCUACGCUACCCCAAUCAUUUCGGCUCCAAUCUACAAAAGCUAUGCUGCACCAAUCAUUGCUGCACCAAUCUAUUCCAAAGCCUAUGCUGCACCAGCUUACGGUUAUGGUUACGGUUUAGGUGGUGGUUACUAUGGUGGUGGCUAUUACGGCAAAUACUAGAUAUUAACAUCAUAUUAAUCAAGAUAAAUCAUCAACAACAAGAACCGUAUGGGAAACCAUCAUCCAUCCUGUACAAUAGAAUUGUGUGUA
Molecule: messenger RNA, 825 nt
Organism: Dermatophagoides pteronyssinus (European house dust mite)
Lineage: Eukaryota; Metazoa; Arthropoda; Arachnida; Sarcoptiformes; Pyroglyphidae
Source: RefSeq, a predicted model, not a curated record